UUUACUGUUCCGCGCCAACCAACAGUUUCUUCCGUCCCCUCCUUGGCACUUUGUCCUGACAACAUCAGAGCAAAGCAAGAAAUGUCACACAGUCAUUUCUUCAAACACCUAUCCUACACUAUCUCUCGUGGCCUUCUUCAUCGCUCAUUCUCUCUAUCUCCGCUCUCAAAAUUUAAACCCACAUGUCGAUAUGAAUCGAAAUCCAAUUCUUCGCUCUUUCCGAAGAUUAAUCCCACAGCUUCUUACUCUUUUCUUCGUUCUUGCACUUCUGCAGCUACUGAUUCCUCUGCUUACCUUUCUGUUCGCAUUCGCUGUCCAAAAGAUGUUGCUGAUAUGCUUUCAGAAGCUCUUCUAUGCUUUGGUGCAAAUUCUAUUAGCAUAGAUGAACAAGAUGACUGUGACAGGUCUAAUGAGAUUUGCAUUGAAUCUAUAUUUCCUGAAUGCCAAGAUGUGGAUGUGAGCCUUUCACAAGCUGCUGAUUCCAUAGGCUUGAAAGAUAUACCUAAUUAUGAGGUUAAAAAGGGGAUGCAAUGUGAUUGGAUUCAAAAGACUCAGGAAUCAUUUCAUCCAGUUGAAGUCACUGAAGGACUGUGGAUUGUGCCUGAGUGGAGAUCUCCCCCAGACGUUAGAGCAAAGAAUAUAAUUCUGAAUCCUGGAUUAGCAUUUGGAACUGGGGAUCACCCUACUACUAAGUUGUGCCUAUUGCUUCUACGAGGUUUGAUCAAAGGAGGAGAACUUUUCUUGGACUAUGGCACAGGUUCUGGAAUUCUUGCAAUUGCAGCACUUAAGUUUGGUGCUGCUCUGUCAGUUGGACUUGAUGUAGAUCCCCAAGCAAUCUCCUCUGCACGUCAUAAUGCUGCUCUAAACAAUAUAGAACCUGAGAAAAUGGAAUUACUCCUAGUUCCUAACACGACCUGUUCUCCAUUGAUGGAUGAAGUGACCGAUGAAGUUGUCAAAGAGCAGAGCUCUUAUGGAACAGAACCUAUCUCUGAAACAGAGAAAUAUGAUGUGGUCAUUGCUAAUAUACUUCUGAAUCCUCUUUUGGAAUUGGCAGCUCAUAUAGUUUCUUAUGCUAAACCUGGUGCAGUUGUUGGUGUAUCUGGUAUUCUAUCUGAGCAGGUUCCAUAUAUCAUGGAUCGAUAUUCAGCGCUAUUGGAAGACAUAACAGUGUCAGAGAUGGAUGGUUGGGGCUGUGUAACUGGAACAAAGAAAAGUAAUCUUGACAACAGCUGAUAGGAGAUUCAGAAGUAUUAUUGUUGGAAUAUUUUUUGUAAAAAUAACACUUUCAUGUUCGUUUUUCCAAAGCUCAUGCUACAUAUUAAGAUCCAAUAUUUGAUGUAUAUUCAACUCGAGCAAGGAACGCAUCCAAUUUUUUGUAUGAUAUUUUUCAUAUUUAUGGUUAGUGUUUAGUGCAGGAAUACAAUUUAUCA
Jatropha curcas is the source of this 1430-nucleotide messenger RNA. RefSeq names its product ribosomal protein L11 methyltransferase-like protein. Gene Ontology annotation, molecular function: protein-lysine N-methyltransferase activity. The record is from RefSeq and is a predicted model, not a curated record. Gene Ontology annotation, biological process: peptidyl-lysine trimethylation. Gene Ontology annotation, cellular component: mitochondrion. NCBI's taxonomy places the organism in Eukaryota, Viridiplantae, Streptophyta, Magnoliopsida, Malpighiales, Euphorbiaceae.